GGAAGGAAAACAAACAGGUCAUAUGACUCCGGCUCGUGACCGUACAUGUCUGUUGAUGUAGGUGGACUAAAUGUGUUUCCACAGUUCAGCUAGCUAAAUUAUUUCUUUAAAAAACAUCCCUAAGCGCAGAAAGAUUGAAUGUUACGGGAAGUGACUGCCCACCAUGGCUGAUGACUUAAAACGCUACCUGUACAAACAGUUGCAAAGUGUUGAAGGUCUUCAUGCAAUCGUGGUCACAGACAGAGAUGGAGUUCCAGUUAUCAAAGUUGCUAAUGACAACGCUCCAGUCCAUGCGCUGAGACCGGGUUUCCUGUCCACAUUUGCUCUAGCAACAGAUCAAGGCAGCAAGCUGGGUCUAUCCAAAAACAAGAGUAUUAUCUGCUACUACAACAGCUACCAGAUUGUGCAGUUCAAUCGUUUACCUCUUGUCAUCAGUUUCAUUGCCAGCAGUGAUGCCAACACAGGUCUCAUCAUGAGUUUGGAGAAGGAGUUGGCUCCACUAGUAAAUGAGCUAAGGCAGGUAGUAGAAGUGACAUAAAGUCAAUGGAUUUAAAGAAGAAACCUCACUUAAAUCAUGAUUUAACCUGUACUCUCUGUGCUGUGUUGAAAACUACAUUUGUAUGUAUGAUCAAAUUGCUACUGGAGGUCUGAAUAAAAGUUAAUUUUAAUUCAUAA
This is a messenger RNA of Corythoichthys intestinalis (scribbled pipefish), 675 nucleotides long. It is a transcript of the gene lamtor3, whose product is annotated as late endosomal/lysosomal adaptor, MAPK and MTOR activator 3. The record is from RefSeq and is a predicted model, not a curated record. The transcript is spliced from 7 exons. Gene Ontology annotation, cellular component: Ragulator complex. Gene Ontology annotation, biological process: positive regulation of TOR signaling; cellular response to amino acid stimulus. The coding region runs from base 164 to 538 and encodes 124 amino acids. Lineage: Eukaryota; Metazoa; Chordata; Actinopteri; Syngnathiformes; Syngnathidae.